Molecule: messenger RNA, 2239 nt
Organism: Cottoperca gobio
Lineage: Eukaryota; Metazoa; Chordata; Actinopteri; Perciformes; Bovichtidae
Exons: 2
Coding region: 248-1000 (250 amino acids)
Molecular function (GO): metal ion binding
Source: RefSeq, a predicted model, not a curated record
GUGUCAGUGCAGGCAGCUAGAUGUAAACACCGAGCAGCGGCUAAAUGACGGCAGCUAACGUUAGACCUUAAAACUGGAUGGUUAUUUAAAAGAGGAAACAGGAAAGAUUAACUAUUUCCUCGCUGUAUUAUUUGUAAUUAAUUCAACAGUUUUCUGUAAUCUAGAUAUCCAGGAAAAGAUUAGUGUGCUUCAAUUUUGAGACCAAGCUAACCAGCUAGCUAGCUUAGCUUCGGUUGAUUUCUAAAUCAUGAACUCUCUGGUUGGCUACGGUGUGUCCUCUGAGUCUGACAGCGAGGGGUAUGAGGACGUAAACAACGGUGCAGUUGGGUCUGUAAAGGCGAUGGGUGGUGAAGCAUCAGCUGCCAAAAAGAGCCGCAACUUCUUGCUCGAGUCUGGUUCAGCUUCCAGUGAAUCAGAACCCGAGGAAGAGGACCCAGAGCCUUCUUUAUCACCACAUCCCCAAAAACCUGCAUCUUCUGCAGCCUGCUAUCCCACCUUACCUGUUCCUUCUCUGGGCUCCCUCACCUCCAAUAAACUCCCUCCUCCUUCUCUACAUACCUGCUCUGACAGCAGUGUGUUUACCAACCCUUUCAAGGCUCAGGCAGACCAGAAGCUCAGCGCCCUGCAGAAACACGUCCCCCUCACAAUGCAGGCCAAACCCUCCCAGAUAGGCGGCAAAAGGAUGUGUGUGUCAUACAGGAAAGAUGGAAGGUGCCGGUUUGGGAUCAAAUGCAAGUUUGCUCAUGACAGUGACCUUCAGAGUCUCACUGACUGUCAUCCACCUGUGAGUGAAGAAACACCAGAUCAAGCAGAGUCUCAUGCAGGUGGCUCAGGUGGUGGAGGAUCCCAGAACCUCCAGAAGGUGACAAAAGAGGAAGAAUCAGGAGGGCAGCAAGGGAAGAAGAGGAGGGUUGGACUGAGCAACACCUUGAUUCCUCCGAAGCGAGCUAUGAAGCAGUAUGCCAUGCAGAGGAACAGAGAGCAGAUCAAUAUGUCCUGAUAAUGGUUUUCUGAGCGGUUACUGGGCUUUCAUAAAAGCAAUAGUACUGAGAUGAAAUAUGUUCUCUCAGUGUGUAUAUGUUGUAGAAUUUGUGCACUAUCCAUUUGUAGGACCAAUUAAUGACUCAGGCAUGCAGUUACAUUAAGUAAUGGCAAGUAACAAAGUACAUUUCCAAAAUAUAAAAACUAAUAAAUUAUUAGGGGUGUAACGAUCCAUCGAUCUGGAUCUAUAUAUCGAUUCAAUCAUCCAAUAUCAAUAUCAUCAAUGCAAAGUGAAAACUUCAGUACAUCUUUUUUUAUUACAUUUUAUUAAAAAGAGAUUUUAUUUUCAUUUGUCUGGAAGCGCUUAGUAAUAAAAUGUUAAAAUUAUAUUUAGUUUUUAUGAGUUGAUAUAAAUGUAACUCGUGUUAAAUGAACAUAUCAUCUCAUAUCGAUCGCAGAAUUUAAUCAAAAAUUGUGACAAACUUCGUGAUAUAAGCUAGUAUCGUCCAAAGAAUCGAUAUAUCGUAUCCUGAUGAAACUUGUGAUUUACACCCCUAUAAGUUAUGUUACAUUAUUAUAGGUACAGCUACCCAACAGUAUAUAAGUACCUGACAUCAGCCCAAUUUUUCAGCUGCAACAUUAAAGUGAUGAACACAAUGCAUCAAUAAUUGUAAACCAGUAAUAUAUAUUAUUAUAAAUGGGCAAUUCUGCAUAACUAGUACCUUUUACUUUUGCUACUUAAAAGUAUAUUUUGAUCCUAAUACUUUGUACGUAUACCUAAUUAAAAUUGUGAAUACAGGACUCCUUAAAUAUGUUCUUAAACUGUCAGUGAAAACACUUUAGAUAAAUGUUAAGACAUUUAUUUACAUCUUAUAAAUGAAUUUUUUUAUGUGUUUGCUCUACCACACAUCCUAAAUCACAAACCAGAGGUGCAGAUUUAGUAUUGACAUACGCUUCAAGGUUUCUACAUAGCUUUGCUUAUUAAAUAAUAUUACACUUCAAAUAUCAUUGACACAAUUGAGUUUACUUGUCGAAUUCAGUGACUGUGCUUGCCGUUAUUUUAUGUGUGAUUUACAAUAUCCAAGGUCACCUUUUCGCCGCCUAUAAUGACCGAGAGCUUUUGUGAGUAGUACAUACAUUAUAUGGGUUAUUAUUCCUUCAAUAUUUACCAACAGCCAAGCUUAAACAGCUGCCAGUGAAACAGGUUGUGACACUGCCAAUAUAGCUAAAAUAUGCAUAUUCUGUGACUCUUUACAGU